Messenger RNA from Cynara cardunculus var. scolymus (artichoke), 741 nucleotides. Its product is annotated as transcription factor MYB2-like. The record is from RefSeq and is a predicted model, not a curated record. Lineage: Eukaryota; Viridiplantae; Streptophyta; Magnoliopsida; Asterales; Asteraceae. The coding region runs from base 1 to 741 and encodes 246 amino acids. Gene Ontology annotation, cellular component: nucleus. The transcript is spliced from 3 exons. Gene Ontology annotation, molecular function: DNA-binding transcription factor activity; sequence-specific DNA binding. Gene Ontology annotation, biological process: regulation of DNA-templated transcription.
AUGUAUUGGGGAGUGAUGGGAGGAGCAGAAGAAAGGUGGAGAAAAGGGCCAUGGACUCCUGAAGAAGAUCGCUUGCUGGUUCAUCACGUCAACUUGCAUGGUGAAGGCCGAUGGAAUUCUGUAGCUACUCUUUCUGGUUUGAAAAGAAACGGAAAGAGUUGCAGACUAAGAUGGGUCAACUAUUUGAGGCCAGACCUCAAGAGAGGGAGGAUUACCCCUCAUGAAGAAACCAUUAUUCUUGAUCUACAUGCUAGAUGGGGAAAUAGAUGGUCAACAAUUGCAAGAAGUUUACCUGGACGUACGGAUAACGAGAUCAAGAAUCAUUGGCGAACCCAUUUCAAGAAAAAGAGUAAAGUGAGUUUAGACGAAUCCACAAAGUUGAAAACAAAACUGUUAAAGAGACAAAAGUUUCAACAAGAACAACGACUACAACAACAACAACUUCUUGAUCAGGUGCAACAAAACGAAGCUGAUAUGAAGAAGAUAAUGUCGUUAGUGGUGGAAGAAAGUACCGAGAGCAGUCCAACCAUGGUUGUGAGAGAAGAAGAAGAAGAAGAAGAAGAAAGUUUAAUCCAUGGGAUGAUAUUGUUGAAUGGUUGGUUUUAUGCACCUGCAGCUGAUCAUCAAUCCUCCAUGAUCAACCAAGAUGUUGGCAUGUGGGAUGGGUUGUGGAACUUGGAUGAUGUUCAUGGAACUAACUUUUCUGCUACCUAUCACCAGGCACCUUGUCUUAAUUAUUAA